Molecule: messenger RNA, 1362 nt
Organism: Letharia lupina
Lineage: Eukaryota; Fungi; Ascomycota; Lecanoromycetes; Lecanorales; Parmeliaceae
Exons: 2
Coding region: 1-1362 (453 amino acids)
Biological process (GO): transcription preinitiation complex assembly; transcription initiation at RNA polymerase II promoter
Cellular component (GO): nucleus; transcription preinitiation complex
Molecular function (GO): TBP-class protein binding; RNA polymerase II general transcription initiation factor activity
Source: RefSeq, a predicted model, not a curated record
AUGGCUUCCUUCGCCACGAGCGAAACGUCCCUCUUAGACACAUCCUCAUUCGAAAAAAUGGUUCCGUCCAAUGGCGGCAGCGCCUUUGUCGUGAAUCAAGAUCUGCCCGAGGGUUUGCGAGCUGGCUACAAAGAAAUCAAGACCCUUUGCGAAAAGAUGGAUACGCGUUUGCACAUCCACAGCUAUGCAAGAGAACUCUUCGAGGCGGUCUAUGAAUCGGAAGAGUUUGUGUCUGAGCCUCAGAAGACAGUCGUCGCUGGCUGUUUGUUUAUCGCUUACGAGGCCACCGAGGACGACCCGGUAACGAGAGAGGCAACGGGGGGGUACCGCAUCUUGCAAGAGAGCAAGAUCUCCUACCACGAGCGCUCUAUCUUAGCGCCAGCCGCAGAUCUGGACGUACUAAGGAUUUUUGCAGCCCUCGAGGAAUUCUUGCCCAAAGCAUCCGUCGGGGAUGCCGAUGAGGUGAUGGAACCAGCUGUUGUCAACGAAGCUAAGGGGUAUAACGCCGCCGUAGUAGAGAACGAGAACCCAGAUGACGCAGACUCCAGUGUUGGUGACUCAACCAAAUUCUUUCGAGCGGCCUACAAAAGAAUCGAGACCCUUUGCGAAUGCCUACCUAUACCCUCUCAAAUCCUGUGCAAUGUUACGGCUCGUAUCAAGUCCCUUUACAAGAAUGUCCACCUUUCAGGAGGGUUUGAGCAGGAUGAACAAGCAGCAGUCGUGGCAGGAUGUUUCUACCUCGCGUUCCGCCAGCUAGGAGUACCUCGCACCUUUCGGGAAGUCUGGAUCGUAACCGGCGUUCCUAUCGUGGAACUCGAGGCGGUGGUGAAGGAUCUUGAGCAAUUUCUUGCUGAAGAGGCUAGGCUCGAGAUACAGUCGGAGGAAGAGGCGAGAUAUCUGCCUGGUGAGCCAGACACUGGCUCCUCUUCAUAUAGGGCCCACUCGAGUGACGAUAGCGAGGCGGAGGGACCAGCUGAUGAGGGUAGAGAGAGGCUGGUUUACCUUCGUCAGAAAUCCGCUCUUCCCUACCGUGUCCAAUCAACUGCGAUCGAUACCCAGCUCUACAGGAAUGAAGUACAGCUGAUCAAAAAUUAUCAUUUCGAAGCCAGGGUUCCAUUUGGCACGAAUCAUCUACUCCAAGUCAAGAAAUCCACGCGAGCUUGCUGGCUGGUUACCAAGAAUUCAAGCGCCUCUACGAAGCCAUGGGCUGCUAUCCACCGCAAUGCGAGAGAGCUCUACGAAAAGUCCUAUGCAUCGGGCCAUUUUACUUGUUGGCCACAGAACACAGUCAUUCUAAGAUGCCUUUCCAUUGCUUUCUCUGACACGAGGUCGACUCUAUACAUUCGACAACGCGAUGCCUGA